GCAAGUUUCGAAUCAGAUAAGGCUCUCAACCAGAAUUGUAAUAUUGUUUGUGUUUGUGUUGGUGUGUAGUGAGGUGAAGGAGGGUGGGGUCUGCCUAUGACUGACUUCACCCCCCGGGAGGUGCCGGCGGCUGUGCAGCCUAUAGUCAGCAGGAGGUGGACGGGUUGCUUGCUCUCGCUGUGUAGACAGGUCAGGUUUCACACUGAGCAGGUUUCCCGGGCUGAGCAAAAACGGUUUGAGUGGAAUUGGAGUUCGGAGAGAUAAGAGUCCGAUUACAGAGGAUUUAAACCCAACAGCGUCAAAAUGUCGGGACGAAUGUACGACAGCCCACCUCCUUACCACUCCGGCAGUGAAUACAACCAUGGUUCAGUCUACGCACCCAGCAAGGAUCUAUAUGAUGGCGAGAUACGAUCCCAGCCUGCUGGCUCUUAUUAUCCAGAUGAAACACAGUACUUCUACAAAUGGACUUCCCCUCCAGGAAUUAUCAAAAUUUUAGCAAUUAUUAUCAUUGUGAUGAGCGUCGGAAUCUUUGCAUGUGUGGCAUCGACCUUACCCUGGGACAUGGACUAUUAUGGAGGAGGGAUGGGGGUAGGAAACGGAAUGGGAUAUGGAGGCUAUGGAGGAUAUGGGGGUGUUGGUACAGGCUAUGGAUCUGGUACAGGCUAUGGGUAUGGAGGUGGAGUUGGAGCAUAUGGAUAUGGAGGUGGCUACACUGAUCCGCGUGCUGCCAAAGGCUUCAUGAUUGCACUAGCUGCUGUCAGUUUUAUAGCACUCUUGGUUGUCUUUAUUAUACUCGUUUCUAGGGCCAGCUUUUCAAAAACAAGGAAGUUCUAUUUAAUUCUGAUGAUUUUGUGUGCAGUCGUUGGCUUUAUAAUGUUCGUGGCUACGAUAGUUUACAUCAUGGGAGUAAAUCCAACCGCACAGGCUGCUGGAUCAGUGUUCUACAAUCAGUUACUGACUCUCUGCAACCAGUUCUACAUCCCAUCCACCACUGGUGUCUUCACAAAUCAAUAUCUCUAUCACUACUGCGUAGUAGAACCACAAGAGGCCCUUGCAAUUGUGAUGGGAUUCCUGAUUAUAAUAGCUUUAGGAUUGAUCAUCUUCUUUGCCUAUAAAACACGAAGCAAGAUCACGAGAUAUGGUAAAGGGAACAUUCUGUGGGAGAAGGAUCGUAUGAAUUAUGAGUCACCACCUAAUGUUGAAGAAUGGGUGAACAAUGUGUCUGGGGUUCCUGAAGAAUUAGUAGAAGAAGGAUACCCUUAUAAACCUAAUGGUUCACUGAAUGGUGCAAACUAUGAGCCCAAUGGAGAUACAAGGGCCUGGUCUGAUAAUGUCCGACCAGCACAUGUCCCUGAAGUUUCAGUUCCGCUCAUGCAUGAGCAGCCAGGUCAACAUUCAUCAAGCAGAGAGUCGGAUGAAAGUAAACCAUCACGAAGGAGGCCGCCUAGGAAGAGGAGGCCAGGAAGAGCAAAAAGACCAGAGAAUGAGGACUGUGACACAGACUACACAACUGGAGCAGAAUCCUGUGAUGAACUGGAUGAAGAUGAUUUGGAAAGUCAAUACCCACCUAUCACUUCAGACCAACAGAGACAAGAUUACAAGAGGGAGUUUGACAAUGAUCAUCAGCAGUACAAACGCUUACAGGCUGAAAUUGAUGACGUUAACAAGCAGUUUUCCCAGUUGGACAAGGAGAUUGAUGAAACUGAGGAUGAUGAGCAGUACCAGAUCGUUGCUGCUGAAUAUAAUAGACUGAAAGAAGUGAAGAAUUCUGCUGAUUUUAGGGCAAAGAAGAAGCAAUGCAAGCAACUUAAGUUGAAGUUGUCUCACAUCAAGCUAAUGGUCAGCAACUAUGAUAACCAAAGAUCCUGAAUGUCAAUUUCUGAAGCUACUGUCAAUUACUUCAUGCAAAAUUAAAGCUGAACAUUCAUUUCCUGAAAGUGUAGCCAUUUAUUGUAUCACAUGAAAUAUAAUGCCAAUUUUAUGGGCCAAAACUAAACCUAAUGACAUGGUUUCAAAUAUUUUCCUAUGUUUCAAACACUUUUACUGAGGCACAAUGAGAGUUUUUAAAGUUGGAACUUGAUAAACCUGUGCCAUAAUUUUGUUUUGUUGUAAGAAAUUUUAAUGUGAGUUGUAAAUAAGGAUAAAUGUUCUCCUUUUGUAAAAGCUUUUGAAAUGAUUCUUGAUACUUAGUUUUACUAAAGCUUUGUAUAUUGGCUUAAAUAGAACAAGUUAUAUUUGGAUGUUCAUUUGUUAUAUGCUGUGCAAUGAUUGAUUAUUUCUUUUUGAGGGAUUUGUCUUAAUAAUUAGGACUUGCUCUCUAACCAGAUAUCUAUUGCUAUUUAUACAUCAAAAUAGCAUUAAUAUUGGAAUUAAAUAUGCUGAAUUUGGAAAAGUGACAUUACCAGUAAUGCAUCAAACAAGCUGUUCAUUUGGGUCAUUGAAAGUUGAAGCACAGUUAUGGUUUUACAUGUAUUUUUAAAAUCCAUGAUAAUGUUGAUGGUCAUAUGUAAAAAUGCUUUAAUUUAUAUUUUAAUACAGGAUAAUGAUUCAGGGUCUUUUUUGCAAUUAUAAGUAGGAGACAGAUACUGAUGUCACAGCUCUAGUGUUUUUGUUUUGGAAAAUAGCCUAAUUACAUUGUACCUUCUUCAUGUUAAAUAACUGCAAGCAAAUAAAGCUGAAAUAUGAAUGCAA
Messenger RNA from Chiloscyllium plagiosum (whitespotted bambooshark), 2691 nucleotides. It is a transcript of the gene oclnb, whose product is annotated as occludin b. Gene Ontology annotation, cellular component: cytoplasmic vesicle; bicellular tight junction; apical plasma membrane. The record is from RefSeq and is a predicted model, not a curated record. Gene Ontology annotation, biological process: bicellular tight junction assembly. NCBI's taxonomy places the organism in Eukaryota, Metazoa, Chordata, Chondrichthyes, Orectolobiformes, Hemiscylliidae.